AUGGCUGACCUCUGUACGGACUACUUCUCUAACCUCUACAGUGGCGAGACGACCAUCUCACGGAACAGGUCCUUUUGGGACCAUGUCUUCCCUUCUUCCCUUCCUGCUGACUGUCUGUCCCGCCUGGAUAAGCCCUUGUCCGCCUCGGAAAUCGAGAACGCUCUUUCACGACUGGCCAAGGGUAAAACUCCUGGGUUGGACGGACUGCCUGGUGAGGUGUUCCGCUCUCACAGGAAACUGUUCGCCCCGAUUUUUCAUAAGCUCU
Molecule: messenger RNA, 265 nt
Organism: Closterium sp. Yama58-4
Lineage: Eukaryota; Viridiplantae; Streptophyta; Zygnematophyceae; Desmidiales; Closteriaceae
Source: the annotation of a GenBank genome assembly